AUGGAUGAGUCCUGGCACCACUCCAGCACCUGGCUGGUGCCGCUGCUGUUCACAGACCCCUCCGGCCUCUGCUGGACAACACAGGCACACAAUCAGGGGUCCCGCACAAGCCGCAGCAGAGCAGAGUACGGCCACUUUCUUGCUGGCCGCACCUCUUUAGGCCUAUGGUUACAAGCUGGUGGUGUCAGCCUAAAGGUGAACUGGGACCAAAUCCGAACGGAGCUUGAACUUGUUGACUGGGAAGCGCUAAUGACAGGGAAGGAUGUUAACACCUCACUGAUGCUCCUACAGGAAAAGGCCCUGGACAUCUGCAAACAGUGGACCCCACGGAAAGGUAACCGGACAAAGCAGCUCAUCCCAAGGGACAGGAAAAUCCUAAUGAGAAAAAGGUCAACUCUGAAGAAAAAAUUACUCAGUGUUCCAGAGCACCACACAACAACAAGGAGUCGGAUUCAAGACCAGCUAGAUUCCUUGGAACAUCAACUGAUGGAAUCCCAUGAGGAAGAGAGAGCCAGAGAUGAAAGAAGGGCAGUGUCAAACAUCAAGGAGAACUCAAAAUACUUCUUCACGUACGCCCGGAAAAAACUCAACGGACGCGCCCCAGUAGGCCCUCUGAUAACGGACGGUAAUGAGACUGUGAGCUGCCCAAAGGAAAUGGCCGAGCUGCUCCGCCAACAGUACGACAGUGUCUUCAGCACCCCACUGCCGAACAAGAUGGUAACAGACCCUAUCUCCUUCUUCCAAGCCCCAACAGAAGAUCACCAGCUGUUCACCGAUAUAGAAUUAGAAACCGGGGACAUUGUAGCAGCCAUCAACAGUAUUGCACCGGACUCAGCAGCAGGACAGGACGGCUUCCAUGCCAUACUGCUAAGAAACUGCAGGAAUGAACUGGCAAAACCACUUCAGCUACUGUGGCACAAAUCACUAAGUGAAGCGACAGUCCCACCACUACUAAAGACCGGGAUAGUAACUCCCAUCCACAAAGGUGGCAGCAGAGGACAAGCCAAGAAUUACCGUCCUGUGGUCUUAACAUCACACCUCAUUAAAAUAACAGAGAUCAUCUGCACAAAGCUCGUCGACCACCUAGAAAAGAGGAAUACCUUAAACGAGGGACAGCACAGAUCUAGGAGAGGUCGUUCCUGUCUCUCACAGCUACAGAAGCACCACCAAGGAAUACUCGAGGCAGUGCAGGAGGGCAGGAACGCAGACGUCAUCUACCUAGACUUCGCCAAGGCCUUCGAUAAGGUGGACCAUGGGCUACUGCUACACAAACUCAGGGCUCAUGGUAUCAGUGGCUUGGUGCUGGGACCACUUCUGUUCCUGGUCAUGAUACAAGACAUCGAUCAAGAUCUCCAGCAUGCCAAGGCCACAUCCUUCGGAGAUGACACGAGGAACCUUAAACAUGUACAAGCCCACAGUGACACUGCCCUGCUACAAGCUGACGUGGACCGAGUGAUAACUUGUGCAGAGGAGAACAACAUGCUGCUAAACAGUGACAAAUUUGAGGUACUUAGAUAUAGCCCACUACAGGAGCUGAAGACCACAACAAGUUACAUCUGCAACCAGCAAACCAUCGAAAGCAAACACCACGUCAAGGAUCUUGGAGUGUAUGUGAGUGAUGACGACACCUUCACGUUGCACUACAACAAGAUCACAGCAACAGCCCAAAGACUCACUGGUUGGAUACUACGCACCUUCAGAACCAGGAAACAGGACUCGGCGCCGAGACAGGUACAUCAUCAUGUACGUGUGAAGACACUUGAGAAGCUGGUACCAAAUGCCGGCCUCCAGGAGCACCACCACCCAAGGCGCGGCAGGCUGUGCUACAUCAAGAGGGCUGAAGGUGUGUCCUCAAGAGUGAAAACCAUCGUGCACAACAGCUUCACCCACACUGGAGCACGCCUAUUCAAUGCAGUGCCUCCCAGCAUAAGGAACCUGACUGCAGCAGCACCCGACACCUUCAAGUACCACCUGGACAAGUGGCUGUCAACAGUACCUGACCAGCCACCAGCGCCAGGUUAUCCCAGUGGCAACGGAAAUCGUCUGGCCUCUUAG
Molecule: messenger RNA, 2055 nt
Organism: Eriocheir sinensis (Chinese mitten crab)
Lineage: Eukaryota; Metazoa; Arthropoda; Malacostraca; Decapoda; Varunidae
Exons: 6
Coding region: 1-2055 (684 amino acids)
Source: RefSeq, a predicted model, not a curated record